CGUGCCGCUAACUCUCGACAUUCAACAGGUAUUCUAUACAAUCGAUGUGUGUUUGUGCCGUAUCCUCUUGGCGGUAGCGUUGCGCUGGUAUCAGUGAUCUGCGCUCUUCCUUCGUGAAGAGACGCUUGCGCCGGUAAGGCAGACACACAUCCGUCCUCCCAUGGCCACCGACAUUAGUACGCCGCUGGCCGUCGAGGGUGGAUGAUCUUUCGUUCGUAGUUCGUUCGGUGCGCUUCGUUAUUUUUGUUUACGCUUACGGGAUCCCUGUGUAACUUGAUUUUUUUCGAGUACUGCGUUUUACGAGCGUAAGUGCUUGUAUACCGUCAAAAAAUUCUGUAAAAAAACGUAACCAUCGUUCGAUGACUGUCGAUUCGAUACGUUUUAUAAACCUUGUUCGAUCGUAGAGUGUUUUUCGUUUACGCGUAAAAAUCCGAGAGAUUGUUUUGUCUAAGCUAACUACUAUUGCGAUUCGAAAGGCCAGCGAUACGUGUUGUAAACAAUUCUCCAUUCAUAUCGCGCACAAGGACUAUACAGAAAAAGACGGUUACGUGACGGAGAAAGUGCGAUGUCGAGUACGCGAUUCAGAAAUGUCAAUCGGGUCAUGUUUUUCGACGUUGUUUAAGCUGUGACAUCUACGGGAAUGGAGUAGGUCAAAUAAUGAAAGCUGAAAGACAUUUCUUCGAACCAGAAAUCGUGCAUUGUCUCUUUAAAGGAAAGAAAAAGAAAGUAGGGAAGUGAAAAUAAAAACGAAAGUGCAAACUGCCAUGUGCAAGAAAAAAAGUGGGUGUACUACUGUCAGUAAGAAGAACGCAAGAGAAACUUUGAAACGAUGACGGAAGGCGGCCCGAACAUAAGCGACCUGAUGACGAAAACGCAGAAGAAUUGGCGGCGUUUGCUGGCUGGCUGCUUGGUCGCAGUGAUGGUGCUCGGGUUGGUCGUAGCUGCGGCGAUUCUUCUAACCGGAAGCCUGGAUUCCUCUGGCUCUAGAGCGCCAGCCGCACCUGGUAUUUCCCUUGAAGAAUGGCUCGCGGGCUCGUUAUCCCCGAAGAGCUUCAACGGCACGUGGAUCAGCGGAAACGAGAUACUGUAUCGCGAUGAAACUGGGAAUCUCCUGAUCUAUAAUGUCACAUCGAGGAAGCCGAGGACGAUACUGGACUCGAGUAAUAACGCAUUGAUGUCGAGUUUUGAUCAUCAAUUAUCGGCUGAUAGGAAGUAUCUUCUACUGGCCAUCGAUUAUCAGAAGCUCUAUCGACACACGUACCUGGCCCACUACAGGAUCGUGAACCUGGAGACCUUGUCAGAGACUUCGUUGAUGGCGAAUGAGUCCAUUUCCCUGCAACUGGCAACUUGGGCUCCGAAGGGCAACGCUCUGGUCUACGUUUAUCAGAAUAACAUCUACUACAGGCCGAAGGCGGAAGUUGCCGACGAUUAUCAAAUCACGGACACCGGAGUCUUCGGGACAAUCUAUAAUGGAGUGCCGGACUGGGUAUACGAAGAGGAGGUGUUCGGAUCCAACAAGGCUUUAUGGUUCUCGCCGAGCGGCAGUAAACUGGCCUUUGGUUACUUCGACGAUUCCCAUACGCCGAUCAUAACGAUACCGUUUUACGGAUACCCGGGCAGCCUGACGUUCCAGUAUACGUCCGCGAUCUCGAUCCAUUAUCCGAAGAGUGGUACGAUCAAUCCCACGGUGAAGUUGUUUUACGUCGACUUAGAGAAGGUGGUUCAGGGUAACGUGAGCUUAACUGAAAUCGAACAUCCGGUCGAGCUGUCCUCCGAAGAGCGGAUUUUAUCUGCCGUCGCUUUUCCUACGGACAAUCUCGUGUACGCGACCUGGAUGAACAGGGUGCAGAACAAGGCGUACUUCCACUUCUGCUAUGUUCGCAACGCCCUACCCAACUGUUCUACGGCGCUGUCGCACUCGGAGAAACGCGGAUGGGUCGAGCAAUUCGAGCCGCCGAUGUUCAGCGACGACGGGGACUCGUUCCUUACUAUUCUGCCGCAAAGGCAGCACGAUGCCAGUUAUUGGAGACACGCGAUUGCAAUUACGAAUAUAACCUCGGGCAAGCCGAGGAUCGCCGCCAUCACUUCCGGUCGGUUCGUCGUCACAGAGAUAGUUUCCUGGGACCAGCAGAACUCGUACCUCUACUACCUGGCCACCACGGAGGAGGAGUCCGCGGUGCAGCAUUUAUACAGGAUAUCCACGAGAGACGCUACGAAUCGGAGGGCGACGUGUUUGAGCUGCGGCAUCGUCCGUGAAACGGACAGAAACCGGUGCCUCUACAACACCGCAAAGUUUUCCACCGAUCACUCGCAUUACGUGCUCACUUGCGCCGGUCCCGGAGUACCUGACAUCGUCGUUUACAACCGGAAUUCCACGAAGCUACUCGUGUGGGAGGAUAACGAGGCAGUCUCCGAGACCAUCGCAGAGAAAUCGCAACCGGUGGUGCGUCGUUACAAGGUCCCGGUUCCUGGGGGAUUCAAGGCCCGCGUCAGACUACUGAUUCCACCCAAUGCCGAUUUGUCUGGCGCCGUCAAAUAUCCUAUGCUCAUCUUCGUAUACGGCGGGCCAGAUUCGUAUCAGGUCACGGAGAAGUUCAACGUCGAUUGGGGCACGUAUCUCGUAACGAACAAGAGUAUCAUCUACGCGACCAUCGACGGCCGGGGCUCCGGUUUAAUGGACAACGGCAUGCUAUUCGCCGGAUAUCGAAACUUGGGAACGGUUGAGAUCGCCGAUCAGAUCAACGUAACCAGAUACCUACAAGACACACUUCCGUUCAUCGACCGUAGCCGGACGGCGAUAUGGGGCUGGAGUUAUGGUGGAUACGCGACAGGCAUGACGCUUGCCAAGGAUUAUCACGGUGUCUUCAAGUGCGGCAUGUCCGUGGCACCUGUAACAGAUUGGGCUCUUUACGAUUCGAUCUACACGGAACGAUUCAUGGGGCUUCCAAUGGCUAACGACAAUUUACACGGCUACGAGCAAGGUCAACUGUUAAACAAAGUGGAUAACAUUAAAAAUAAAAUGUACUAUCUAAUUCAUGGGACUUUGGAUGAUAACGUGCAUUAUCAACAGUCCUUAUUGCUCGCAAAGGUCCUCGAGCAAAAGGAUAUACUGUUCCGUCAACAGACCUACACGGACGAAGACCACGGAAUCGCUCAAUCACGCGCUCACCUUUACCAUUCUUUGGAAAACUUCUUGGACGAAUGUUACGAAGCCGAUUCGGGAAGAACGACAAUCUAGAUGCCCUGCCUCGUCACCUGCCUCAAAUUCCACUUGUAAAUACCUUGCCACUUGUACAUACUCGAUGUACAAUAUGUAACAUGAAGAGUUAGUGUAUAUAAUUGAAGGAUGAAACCCGAGAUAUCGAUUUGAAUGAUUGAAAUCGAAACGAAAUUUUCUCCGAUACCCGCCAAUAUAUGUAUUAAAAUUAAAAAUCAAAUGUCAUUUUCGAGUGCCAAAACGAGCAAGAGGAUUCUUUCCGCCUAUUUUCUCGGAGACGUUCACCGAAGGCCUACUAGAUUCGAGAUGAACCAUUUUUAGCCCCUUAUAAAUAAAUGAAAGAAUCAUUGAAUGAUUGUUGUAGAAGCACGAGCAAAUGAAAAUCGUUGUAUGUAUAAGCGCCGACGACUUGUAAACGUCGAGAGCGAGAGGAAUGUUUUCUUGUGGAAUAUAUUGCAUUGUUAUAACACAGUGUAUUAUAAAGACACAGUACUGUAACAAGGAUUCGUUUAAUUACGGAUUUGUACCACAUGUUCCUUUCUAGUUUCUCGUUGAAGUAAAUAUCGAAUAUGGAACAAUAUACGAUAGUUAAACUCUGUGUAAAGGAAAACUAUAUCCGGUAUUGGUUGUGAUUUUUAAAAUUCUUUUUAAAGUGAAAGAUAUGACAGAAUAUACAUCCGAGUGACAUCAUCGACGAUAUCGAGUAUCUUGUAUUUCCUUCUUUUUAAUUCAAUAGUUUUUGGUGGUGGCAUAUAGUUUAUUAGCACUUGAAUCACUCAUAUAGUUUACGCUGUUUUGCCAAGUAUCUUGGCAAUAUUGUACGCAUUGCUUUAUAAGAAUUAUUUUAUUUUAUAUGAAGAAUAUACUCUGUAACGAUAGACUGGGCAAGUGAAUGUAAUCACACGUAUGAUUAUUUACAAUUGAAAAAUAAAUUUCUUCGUCUUGGUUUUAUCAAUGUUAGACGCUAAAACUUCUCCAGUGGUAUCAUAGUUUAAGAUUUUCAUCGUGUAUAUAAGUUGCUGUACUGGUUGUCAAAGAACUCCUCAAUAUGAUAGGGCUAUUUCUCUUUACUAUUAAAAAAAAGAAAAAUAUAAAACAUUAUCGCGACUUAUAGUUAACACCUAAGUGUAUAUCCCGUAGCGUAAGCGACAUAUUAACGAGAGAAUUAAGGGAAGUUUAAAUACGACAAUUUUAUAACGAAAGGACCACUGUAAUGGUUUCGACGACGGAUCAAUAGGAACUUCUCGAAUUAAUUGUUAUCUUUUAUUCAAACGUAUUGUACAAAAAUAUUUAAUCAAAUAUAUACAAUUCAAAAUACAUUACUUGGAAAAAAAUAUAUUCAACCACGCGUAAUUAGGAGAAAAAUAUAACGAUACUUCAGUGGUAUUACGAAGUUAUUAUCAUUAUUAUCAUCCCUUCACUAUUUGUUGAAUGUAUUAUGAAUAAAGUUCUAUGUUUUAUUAA
Molecule: messenger RNA, 4681 nt
Organism: Ceratina calcarata
Lineage: Eukaryota; Metazoa; Arthropoda; Insecta; Hymenoptera; Apidae
Product: dipeptidyl peptidase 4 omega
Exons: 16
Coding region: 830-3238 (802 amino acids)
Biological process (GO): proteolysis
Cellular component (GO): plasma membrane
Molecular function (GO): dipeptidyl-peptidase activity; serine-type peptidase activity
Source: RefSeq, a predicted model, not a curated record